This is a messenger RNA of Schistosoma rodhaini, 1276 nucleotides long. The record is from the annotation of a GenBank genome assembly. NCBI's taxonomy places the organism in Eukaryota, Metazoa, Platyhelminthes, Trematoda, Strigeidida, Schistosomatidae.
AUGUGGUUAUUUGAGAUUAUUUCAAAAAUGUUCGGUUUUUUAAAGAAAGAAGUUAAAGUCUUAGUGAUCGGACUGGAUAACAGUGGGAAGUCAACGAUAUUAAACAAGUUGCAAUCAAAGGAAACUCAGAAUUCAUUAAUAGUCCCAACUAUAGGAUAUAAUGUCGAAAAGAUUAGAGUCAGUCAGAUGAUGUUCCUUUGUUUUGAUAUGUCAGGUAGUGGAACUUACAGAAAUUUAUGGGAAAAGUUCUAUAAGGAAUGCGAGGCAAUCAUUUAUGUAGUAGAUAGUUCCGAUGAACUGAGACUUACUGUUGUUGAAGACGAAUUUCAACAACUUUUGAAGCAUCCAGAUAUUUGCAAUAGGCGAAUUCCAAUCCUCCUUUUUGCUAACAAAAUGGAUUUAUCGAAUUCUAUUACAGUCAUAGAAAUAGUCAAGAUUCUUGGUCUGGAAAAAGUGAGAAAUAAAUCAUGGAGGAUUUUCGCUUCGAAUGCCAUAAACGGUGAAGGAUUAAAUGAAGGUUUGAUGUGGUUAUUUGGACAAUUGAAACAAAGUACUAACUAAAAUGUGAUAAAGAUUCUGAUAGAGAACAGAUAUAGGUGACCCAUUAGGACGUGUCAUUUGCUUUGCUGAAGAAAUAGAAGACUGUUGGAAUUUGUGUCGAAACGCUAGAAAUUUACGUUCAAAAUGUAACAAAAUCCAGAACAAAUCUAAAGAUAGGAAACCAGAUUUUUAUGCUUUUAAUCAUUAAUACUUUUAUGCUAUCUUACCGCAUUUAUUUCAAACGUUAAAGUUUAUAGAGAUGACUAAAAUUUACUGGAUAAAAGGGUUUUAAAACUUUAUCUUCUAUGGCUAUCAUUCAGUUUUUAUGAUUACAAAAGAGCCCUUUUUUGAUUCAAAUAAUUUUUGAUUCUUAUUUUCCGAAACCGAAUGCAGCACGACUUUAUGCAUAGCGUUUUGGUAUAUUAAAUACUUUCAUUAGGAGUAUUUUUAAUCAAUCAGUUCUUCAUAAUGAUUUCAAACUGUUAUCUAAGUUUUCCAAACAAAAAUAAAAUUAAUACCAAUUAAAUCGUAUUGGAUCAAUUAAGUCAUGUAUUCCACUUUAUUUUUUCUCUCCAAAUUUCGUGAUCAGUUUGCUGCUCAGUGGAUAUGAGAAUAAAACUAAAACAACGUCACAUAAUUGUAGUUAGUGUUGUAGAAAAAAUAUUAAGAAUCAAGAAAGUUUGAAACUAGACCACUCAAUAUAAAUGUUAAGUUUUAUAUAGUUGAGAUCAUGAGU